UUUGGAUCCGAACACGCCAUUGACCUUUAUGUUUUAUCCCUCAUUUAUAUUUUAAAAAUCUCCGUGCCGAAUUGAUCUAUGUUUGAAUGGGAAGUGCGAGCAUAGAAGUAGUACUAUUAACAACAAAAUCGAAGAUCGGAUAUUUAGGAAUCAUCCAUGUCUAAUACGGACUUACGGAGUAUCUGGUGAAGAUCACAUAUUGAAUCAGAACUGAAUUUAGAUUGAUCGGCAACGAUGUCUCUAUUGAAUCAGCUCUUCAACAGAGGACUUCAGGCCUCUAAGUGCAAAACAUGUUUAACUUUGGCUGUCUCUCGCAUUAAAUUGCUGCAAAACAAGAGAGAUGUGCAGCUUAAGCUUAUGCGCAAAGAGAUAGCCCAAUUUCUGCAAACUGGCCAAGAAGCCAUAGCUCGAAUCCGGGUUGAACAUGUUAUACGAGAACAAAAUAUAUGGGCUGCAUAUGAGAUCUUGGAGAUGUUUUGUGAAUUUGUUCUUGCUCGUGUUCCUAUUCUUGAAUCCCAAAGAGAAUGCCCUUCAGAGUUGCGUGAAGCUGUGGCAAGCAUAAUAUUUGCAGCUCCCAGGUGUUCAGAUUUGCCAGACUUAUUACAUGUCAGGAAUUUAUUUGCAGCCAAGUAUGGGAAGGAGUUCGUAGCUGCUGCAUCUGAGCUUCGACCUGAUACUAGUGUCAACCGUACAAUUGUUGAGAAACUUUCAGUUAGCACUCCAUCCCCACAAGUGAAGCUCAAGUUAUUGAAGGAAAUUGCACGGGAGUAUAAUGUGGAGUGGGAUUCUUCUAAGACUGAAUCUGAACUUGGCAGAAAACCAGAGGACCUUUUGAAUGGACCAAAGCAAAUAGCCAAAGCUUCUCAAGUUUGUGUGGAGCAAAAUUCUCGACCAAGUUGUGAGAAUUCCUUGCUGUCAACGAAUGGUAAACAACGUCGAGAGCAUGAUCCUCAAUCUCCAGGUUGUGUUGCCAAGUCCAAGACACGACCCUUCUUAUCUGCUGAUACAAAUAAAGCAUCUUAUUAUCAGGAGAACAGUGGUGAAGCAGUAAGUGAUAUCAGGGAUACAAGAUCAGCAUCAUCAUCUAAUGUAUUGGAGAGAGCUGAGAAUGCUAUUAUGGCGGCAGAGCGUGCAUCAGCUGCAGCACGAGCUGCUGCAGAGUUGGUAAAUGUCAAGUUUGAAUCUGUGAAAGUAGAAGAGAAAAUUAUAUAGUAGUUAAAAUGCUUAACUAAAUAAACCGAAAAUGGAAAUGAGUGUGUAUGUACCCUUUUUUCAAAAGGGGAAGCUUGUGGCGAGAGUACAUGAGUGGAGGUUGAUGUUUGUUUUAUUGUGUGAAAUGGAUUGGGAAGCUGGAAAUGAAUAAAACUCUUUAGUAUAAGGAGAUGUUACUCUUUAGUUUAUGUAGGAAUAGGAAUUGAAGUGUAAUCUCCCUCAGCUGGUCCGUUGAGUUUCACUGAAUGUUUAAAGUGAGUAUGUAGGCAUUAUAUUUCUCUAAAAGAAUUGUUGUUACUCCUGCUGCAUGCAAUGCGUUUCAAGUUAUGGAUCGGAAGAGAUGAUGAAUUUGUGAAA
Ipomoea nil (Japanese morning glory) is the source of this 1569-nucleotide messenger RNA. Its product is annotated as IST1 homolog. The coding region runs from base 235 to 1212 and encodes 325 amino acids. Gene Ontology annotation, biological process: protein transport. The transcript is spliced from 6 exons. Lineage: Eukaryota; Viridiplantae; Streptophyta; Magnoliopsida; Solanales; Convolvulaceae. The record is from RefSeq and is a predicted model, not a curated record.